AUGGUGAAAAGAAUGAAAUACAUACCUGUAGUACAAUCCUGUCAGGAAAUAGAAGAUGGACGAUAUCUCUGUAAAAAUGAAGACAUCUCACACUAUACCAGAGAACUCUGCAUUGAACAACUCAUGUUAUUGAAAAACAACUAUAACGCCUGUAAACAACAAGAGGUCACAAUAGAGAAGGUGAAGAUACAAUCAAUAACGAAAAACCAAUGGAUGCUGUAUUCAGAAGAAGAUGUAAUCAUAACCGAAAGAUGCCAAGACGAAUUUAGAAAACAUUCACUCCAAGGAACUUACAUUUUAACACGCAACAGACAUUGUGAAAUACAAUUAGGCGAUACACUCAUAACGCCUGUCACCAACGCAUCGAACAUAGUGCUAAACCUACCAUUAAUCCAGUUACCAGCUCUAAACGUCGGGAAACACCAGGAAAAUCGGGACACUAAUUGGAAAACCAUUAAUUUAAAGAACGUGGAUUUGCGAGAUGUUAGUGAAGUGAUGAACAAUUUAAAAAAUUUUCAAAGACCAACUGAGUUGCCCUUAGAAAAUUCCUCUUUAGGGGAGGGAGGUGUUAAGGUGGCUAACCCCACAUCAAACCUUUGUCAGCAGCAGUAG
Diatraea saccharalis (sugarcane borer) is the source of this 612-nucleotide messenger RNA. NCBI's taxonomy places the organism in Eukaryota, Metazoa, Arthropoda, Insecta, Lepidoptera, Crambidae. The record is from the annotation of a GenBank genome assembly.